This is a messenger RNA of Ochotona princeps (American pika), 2721 nucleotides long. It is a transcript of the gene GSPT2, whose product is annotated as G1 to S phase transition 2. Gene Ontology annotation, molecular function: translation release factor activity; GTP binding; GTPase activity. Gene Ontology annotation, cellular component: translation release factor complex. The record is from RefSeq and is a predicted model, not a curated record. Gene Ontology annotation, biological process: translation. NCBI's taxonomy places the organism in Eukaryota, Metazoa, Chordata, Mammalia, Lagomorpha, Ochotonidae. The transcript has a single exon. The coding region runs from base 158 to 2041 and encodes 627 amino acids.
UGCAGUUGCGAAUGCAGUAUCGGCACUUCGCUGCCUCGCGGUGCCGCUAAGGUUCCUGACGCUACUCCCUGGUCCUCCGCUCUUGCUGCCUUCCGCCAGCCGGGACAGCCCGCUCUUUCUAGCCUGUUGACCUCUCCCCACGCCGGGUUUUAAGGGCAUGGAUCCCGGUAGCAGCAGCAGCAGCGACUCGGCUCCCGAUUGCUGGGACCAGGUGGACAUGGACAGCCCCCCAGGUUUGGCCCCGAGCGGGGACGGAGCCGCUUCCUCGGCGGUGGCGGAGGCCCAGCGCGAGCAUCUCAGCUCGGCUUUCAGCCGUCAGCUCAACGUCAACGCCAAACCUUUCGUGCCCAACGUACAUGCUGCUGAGUUCGUGCCGUCCUACCUGCGGAGCUCACCGCAGCCGCCCGCCUCCGUCGCCGGCACGGAUGAGAACUGCACCCGCGUGGGAGACCUUGCAGGUAAAAGGCUGGGACGGGGGGCACCUGUGGAACCUCCCAAAGAGGAACUGGUAGUGCGUGAAGGUUCCAAUUCAGCCGUUACCAUGGAACUUUCAGAACCGCUUGUAGAAAAUGGAGAGAUGGAAAUGAUCCUGGAAGAAUCAUGGGAGCACAGUAAAGAAGUAAGUGAAGCAGAGCCUGGGGGUUGUUCUCUGAGUGAUUCAGGGCCCCCAGAAGAAAGUGGCCAGGGAAUGAUGGAGGAGAAAGAGGAAACAAGAAAAUCCAAGUCUAGUAUCGUGCCCUCAGGUGCUCCCAAAAAAGAACAUGUAAAUGUGGUAUUCAUUGGGCAUGUGGAUGCCGGCAAGUCAACCAUUGGAGGGCAGAUAAUGUUUUUAACUGGGAUGGUUGACAAAAGGACACUGGAGAAAUAUGAGCGAGAAGCUAAGGAAAAAAACCGAGAAACUUGGUAUUUGUCCUGGGCGUUAGAUACCAACCAGGAAGAACGAGACAAGGGAAAAACCGUAGAAGUGGGUCGUGCCUAUUUUGAGACUGAAAAGAAGCAUUUCACGAUUUUAGAUGCCCCUGGCCAUAAGAGUUUUGUCCCAAAUAUGAUUGGAGGUGCCUCUCAAGCCGAUCUGGCUGUGCUAGUGAUCUCUGCCAGGAAGGGAGAGUUUGAAACUGGCUUUGAGAAAGGUGGACAGACAAGAGAACAUGCGAUGUUGGCGAAAACAGCAGGAGUGAAACAUCUGGUUGUGCUUAUUAAUAAAAUGGAUGACCCCACUGUAAAUUGGAGCUGUGAGAGAUAUGAAGAAUGUAAAGAAAAGCUGGUGCCAUUUUUGAAAAAAGUCGGCUUCAGUCCCAAAAAGGACAUUCACUUUAUGCCCUGCUCAGGACUGACCGGAGCCAAUAUUAAAGAGCAGUCAGAUCUGUGCCCUUGGUAUUCGGGGUUACCAUUCAUUCCUUAUCUGGAUAAUUUGCCAAACUUUAACAGGUCGAUCGAUGGGCCCAUUAGGCUCCCAAUUGUGGACAAGUACAAGGACAUGGGUACUGUAGUUCUGGGAAAGCUGGAAUCAGGAUCCAUUUAUAAAGGCCAACAGCUCGUGAUGAUGCCAAACAAGCACAAUGUAGAAGUUCUUGGAAUUCUUUCUGAUGAUACUGAGACUGACUUUGUGGCCCCAGGUGAAAAUCUCAAAAUCAGGCUGAAGGGAAUUGAAGAAGAAGAGAUUCUUCCAGGAUUCAUACUCUGCGACCCAAGUAAUCUCUGCCAUUCGGGACGCACAUUCGAUGUCCAGAUAGUAAUCAUUGAGCACAAAUCCAUCAUCUGCCCGGGUUAUAACGCGGUGCUGCACAUCCACACUUGUAUUGAAGAAGUGGAGAUAACAGCCUUAAUCUCCCUUGUCGACAAAAAGUCAGGUGAAAAGAGUAAGAUCCGGCCCCGCUUCGUGAAGCAAGAUCAAGUGUGUAUAGCCCGUUUAAGGACAGCCGGAACUAUCUGUCUUGAGACUUUUAAAGACUUUCCUCAGAUGGGUCGCUUUACUCUAAGAGAUGAGGGUAAGACCAUUGCAAUUGGCAAAGUCCUGAAACUGGUUCCAGAGAAAGACUAAACCCUUCUCCUGAUGCUUCUACACAAUACUGUGAGGAUAACGGACAGCAGAUGUUCACCACCUUCUCUUAUUUAAUGCCCUGCGAUAGACUUAUUUCCAUAUUUUGCAAAAAGAAAUUUCACAGCAAAAUCCCAUGUUUUGUCAGUUUUCUCAUGUUGAGAUUCAUGUCACUGUUGACUUUCCCUUCAAGUUUCCUUCCUCUAUGCCAGUCUGCUUUCUUGGAUAGAAUCAGUAAUAGCUUUGUAAGUGAUGUGGAUAUAAUUGCCUACUGUAAUGAAAAAUUAAUAUAUUUUUAAUUUUUCAUUUUUCCUUUAGGGAAUUUAGACAACCUUUGUCAACGCAAACCAAUCAGAGUGUGUCAGUGCGUGUGUACAUGUUAAAAAGACAACUAACUUGUCACUAAAGUGCUCCAUUUGAAGAUCUUUGGUAUUUGAAAUGCUAUUGACUAAUGUUUACGAUUUGUAUGUAAUAUGAUUCCAUGAGCUUUUUGCUGUCUCGAGUAAUGGAGUAUGCUUUAGCCCUUGAGCUUUUCAAAAUUCCUUCAGUCAAUGUUCUGAAACAAUGACUUUACAAUCAGUGCACAAGUGUGUGUUUGUUAUGGGAUGCAUUUUAAUUUUGAAAAAGACAAUGUUAGGGCUCUUCCCAGUGAACCAUGUUUUCUGUGUCCAUGUCCAGUCAAU